Molecule: messenger RNA, 3124 nt
Organism: Ectocarpus siliculosus
Lineage: Eukaryota; Phaeophyceae; Ectocarpales; Ectocarpaceae
Source: the annotation of a GenBank genome assembly
AUGGGUCACAAGUGUAGGCUCGGGGUCCUGGCCACGUUGGCGUUCAUCGCUUCGCCUGCAUCCGCCGGCUGCCCGUUCCUCUCUGGCGAAAAGGGCUCGCAAGCCGACCUGAACCCCGGCGUGGACCGUGCUCUGGGGUCCUACGACGAUGAUAGCAGCUACUAUGGAGGUGCGGACUUCUCCCGCGAGACCUACGAAGCUCUUCAAGAGGACAUCACGGCCAUGUUCACCAACUCCAUGGACUUCUGGCCGGCCGACUUCGGCAACUAUGCUCCCCUGAUGAUCCGCCUCGCCUGGCACUGCAACGGCAACUACCGCCAGUCGGACGGCCGCGGCGGCUGCGACGGUGGCCGGAUCCGCUUCAACCCGGAACGCAGCUGGGCGGACAACACCAACCUAGACAAGGCGCUGACACUCCUGCAGCCCAUCAAGCUCAAGUACGGCGACGCCGUCUCGUGGGGAGACCUCAUCACCCUGACGGGUAACGAGGCGAUCCGGACGAUGGGCGGACCCGUGUUGGGGUUCUGCGCCGGAAGGCUUGACGAUGCGAAUGGCGUCGACAGCCUCGCGCUGGGCCCCUCUGACGAGCAGGAGGCCGUCGCUCCUUGCGCCGUCAACGGGACUUGCGAAGCCCCUCUCGGCACCAGCACGGUGGGCUUGAUCUACGUGAACCCCGAGGGGCCCUCCGGCGUUCCCGACCCCGCGGGCAGCGCUGAAAGCAUCCGGGAUGUCUUCGGGCGGAUGGGCAUGAACGACAGCGAGACAGUGGCUCUCAUCGGAGGAGGGCACGCCUUCGGAAAGUUCCACGGCGCGUGUGACACCGGGCCCGGCGCCGACCCGAUCGACGCCCCCGAAGCCCCCUGGCCGGGAACAUGCGGCGACGUCGACUCCGCGACCUUCGGCCGCGCCGAGAACACCUUCACGAGCGGGUUCGAGGGCCAGUGGACGGUGGAGCCCCUGGUGUGGGACAACCAGUACUUCAAGGACCUCCUCGAGUACGACUGGGUGAUGACGGAAAGCCCCGCCGACCUCGUGCAGUGGUUCCCGGUCCUGAAGGAGGGGGCCACCGAGACGGAGGACGAGAUCCCCGACAUCAUUAUGCUCACCAGCGACGUCGCCUUGUUGUUUGACCCGGAAUACCUCGCCCUUUGCGAACUCUUCGCCAGCGACCAGGCCUACCUUGACACCGCCUUCGCCGCGGCUUGGUACAAGCUCACCUCUCGCGACAUGGGCCAGUUCCAGCGCUGCGUGGGCACCGACGUGGCGCCGCCUCAGGACUUCCAGCUGCCGCUCCCGGAGGCGCCCACCGACCUCCCCGACACCGACGGGGCCAAGUCGGCGAUCCAGAGCAUCCUGUCCAGCGACCCGUCCUACCCCGCCCUAUUCGUCACCCUGGCCUGGCAGUGCGCGUCCACCCACCGCUCGACCGACUUCUUGGGCGGCUGCAAUGGGGCGAGGAUCCGAUUCUCUCCCGAGAAGGACUGGGCCGGAAACCAGGGUCUCGACCAGACGUUUCGACUGUUCUGAGCCUGCUCUCGCCGGUGCAAGACGACUACCCAGACGUGUCCUACGCCGAUCUGAUCGUGCUCGCGGGAAACCUCGCUCUCGAAAUCGACCUGUCGUUCUGCGCGGGCCGCGUGGACGUCACCGAGGGCGACGACCUCAUCUCGGUCCUCGAGCCCCGCGAGUACGACGACGUGAUCGUGGGCGUGCGCGACCGCAUGAGGAUCAGGGGCCUGUCGGUUGCACAGAUGGUGGCCCUCGCCGGCCGCCCCCGCAGCGCCUCGCACAUGAUCACCCUCGGCUUCAGCGGGUCCUACACGAGCGACGAUCCCCCGGCCCUCUCCAACGCCUUCUACGUGACCCUCCUCACCGAGACCUGGGAGGAGGUACCCGGGUCCGACGGACAGGAGUACCAGGCCGUCGGCACGUCCGGCGUCUACGUGCUGGCGACCGACCUGGCCCUUGUCUGGGACCCGGAGUUCAAGGCCCAGACGGUCAUGUACGCCGAGGACAACGACCAGUUCCUCAAGGAGUUCGCUUCGGCCUGGACCGCGGUGAUGAACGCCGACCGUUACGACGGGCCCACCGGCAACGUCUGUGACGACGUCUCGGGCGACUCCGACGACGACAGCAGCAGCGACGACCACUAACCGGACGAGUUCGGCGGCUCCCGACGCACCGUGUUCGUCUCCCCGCCGGCCUCUAUUUCAGCUAUAGCUGCUGACGUUCGUUUAGCACAGCAGCCGUGACGUGCUUGUAGUAUUGAUUUUGAGAAAAUAUUCAUUCAAAUAGAAUAGUAUCCCAGGCGAAGGGGAUGUGUUGAAGUCUUGGCGGUGAGUUGGAAGAAACCGGCUGGAUAUUGGGCUUAUUUAGGGUCUGUUUAAGCCCCAACACUGAUUGUCUUAUCAGUGAUGCUAGCAGGUGCUAACCACAACCUUGAGGCACCAAGCGUGUUGUUGUAGAGCGUUCCUGUUGAAAAGAAGUCGGCGGUAUGGCAUCUCGAACUCGCGGGUAUUAAUAGAGAGACGGAUUGUGAGGGCGUCAUUGCGGCAAGUCGUGCACGUUCUGUGGCCGAGCCUGGUUUCCCAUGGCAGGUGCCGGCUUUUGAGACUGAACGGCUUUGUGCGGCAAGCUGCAUGAUUCGCCCCUUCAAGUUUCCAUGUGUCGUUGUGUACAUCAAGUAGAUGUGGCAGUAUCAAACGGGGGAAGAGGAGAGUCAAAUCGGGGUGGCGUCUUUGUGAGGUCCAUGCGUGUCAUGAGUGUUUUCGUCUUGUGUAAUCUUUGCAUUUAAUCGAAAUUUUUGUGAACGCCGUGGGAAUGUCAUAUUGCGGGACUCUGGGUGUGCUGCAGCGGUACGUUUGAGCCCAUGAUGAAAGCGUUAUGAUUUUUAGAACACAAGAAUCGUUGAAUCUGGCUGCAUGGAGGGUGGCAAUGACCUGGACUGGUCGGGUCCCGAUCGAUCGUGACCUAUCUUCACAGUGUUGCAUCUUCGUUAGUGGCAGUUCAUGUGGCAUGAAGAAGAGACCUUUCAGGCGCUUCUUGGUGUCUGAAUACCUUCCGUUGAGUUCUUUCCCAACGCGCACUACUCAACUGUAGACUAUAAGCAGCACAUCGAGUUAGG